AUGACUCUGUUACAUUGAACCUGAAGCUAUACUUGAUAUUUUUGGAGUCUUUGCUAUAAAAAACCACUGCGAAAACAAUUUUGCUAUGCUUCCCAUAGCCACUUUCCUCGAUAUAAUCUUCUAAGUCAUCCUCAGAAUCGUAACGCUCAACUACAUAAGGGAACCCAGUGUCAUUUCCUUCAGCUUUUAUUCUAUCUGUAA
Messenger RNA from Blepharisma stoltei, 201 nucleotides. The record is from the annotation of a GenBank genome assembly. NCBI's taxonomy places the organism in Eukaryota, Ciliophora, Heterotrichea, Heterotrichida, Blepharismidae.